GCAUAACAGGAAUCCUCCUUCUGCAAAUGCUGACUGGGUUGCAGAGUCAGACACUGACUGAGUCUGAACCAGCUUUAGUAAAACCCGGUCAAUCUCAUAAACUGACCUGCAGUACUUCUGGGCUGGACUUUAAAAGCUACUGGAUGGCUUGGAUCAGACAGGCACCUGGGAAAGGACUGGAGUUUGUUGCAAUCAUUGAGUAUGACAGUGACAAUAUAUUUUACUCAAAUGCUGUUCAAGGAAGAUUCACCAUCUCCAGAGACAACAACAAGGAGCAGCUGUAUCUGCAGAUGAACAGCCUGAAGACUGAGGACACGGCUGUGUAUUACUGUGCCCGAGAGACACAUGACUACGCUUUUGACUACUGGGGGAAAGGAACCAUGGUCACGGUUUCAUCUGGAGCCUCAUCUGCGCCGACGUCCAUCUUCGCACUGGAACAGUGCGGUUCUGACUCCAGUGGAUUCGUCACUCUGGGUUGCGUUAUGUCCGGAUUUUUGCCAGCCAACUCAAAGAAGUUUAAAUGGAAAGACCCAAGUGGAAAAUACCUUACCGACUUCAUACAAUACCCAGACAUCCCCAAAGAUGGAAAGUUCUCCAAGAUCAGCCAGAUUCGCGUCCGGGAUACAGAUUGGGAAGUAAAGAAAUCUUUCACCUGUGAAGUAGACGGCGCCGCCGACAAGAAAGCUGUAGUAACUAAACCAGCCCUGCCUUUGACUACACUGACUGUAGAGCCCCAGAGUCCUGUGUUCACUGGAGAUACGGUCACUCUGACGUGUGUGAUAGAGUCUCUCAGUGGCUGGACAUACAAGUGGUAUAAGGGCUCCAGCAGCGUUCCAGCGCCUGAGGGAAACACCUUCACCAUCAGAGGAGCUGCUGAGUCUCAUAAGGGCCAGUACUGGUGUCAGGGGGAGAGGAGAGGCAGACCCACAACAUCACAACCAAGCGGGAAUACAACUCUUGAUGUCAAAGCUCCCAGGUCACCAACUGUGAGUGUGCUGCCGGUAUUCACCUUUGAAAGCCAGAACGCCUUGUGUGUCAUUGAAAACUUUUCCCCCAAAUCGCUGACAGUGACAUGGAAAGAGGAUAACGCUAUAAUUAAAAGUGAGACGCCACAGUUUAUUCAGGAAGACUCAAGUGGUUACUAUACAGCUCAAAGCUUUCUGAAGCUAAACAAAACAACACAGGGCAACAAACAAGUGUUCACUUGUGAAGUGUCUCAUAAUGGCAAAAAAAUCACUAAAGAAAAAAGAUUGGAAGGCCAGCUGUCAGUGGAGCUAACCCCUCCAUCAUCGAGAGAUAUUUUCCUCAAUGAUACAGCAGUGCUCAAGUGUAUCAUCACUGGUAGAGACACAGGAGCUGUGAAUGAUGCUGAAGUCACAUGGAAGGUGCCAGGAAAAGAUCAGAAUAGCAGAGCUAAAGUGGAAAAAGACCAACUGGGAAAUGGCCAGUCAAGGAAGAUCAGCAAACUGGAGGUGGAUUUGAGUGACUGGUUCUCUGGACAGGAGUUUGAGUGCCUCGUGUCCGAUAAGCACAAUGGGGAGGUGCAGGGCAGCUCACAGAAAAUAAAGUUAAAAAAAGGUGGAGCAGAUCCUGAAGUGCUCAUCUACACCCUCCCUGAGGCAAGAGACCCAAACCAUGAAUCUGUGGUGUGUGAGGUCAGGGGCUCUGGAGAUGUGUACAUCAUGUGGCAGGUGGACGGAGGAUCGUAUCUGGAGGGAAAGACGGGCGUUGUGGAACAACAGGAUGGCAACGAGUCGCAUGUCAGCAUAUUGACGGUCAAUUCACAGAGUCCAGUGUUAAGAAAAUUAACCUGCGCCGUCAAGUAUGGCGGCAUGGAAAGCUACACUUCUCCAAAACUGGUGGAAUACUCAAUAAGUGAGCCUGGGGUGGGAGAUGAAGAUGUCUGGCUCUGCACGAAGAGUGAGGAUGAGGAAGAGGACGAAUACAGCAGCAUGUGGUCCACCACCACCUCCUUCAUAUUCCUCUUCCUCUUCUCUCUGGUCUACAGCGCUAUCCUCAGUCUUGGCAAGGUGAAACACUGAUGAAAAGGAGAGAGAGGAACCAGUGGCAGGUCAUCAUAUUUUUGAGCAGUUUCUAUUUAUAUAAAUUGUUUAAAAAUAUUAUUAUCUAAAUAUCUGUCUAAAUUGUACUUCUCAGUUCUAAGUUGUAAUUUAUGGGCGAGUAAUUUCUGUGAAGUUGUAUUUGCAUUACAGAAACACUUCCAUUUUUGUUUUCAUCUUUUCACUGUAUACACAAAGUAAAGUUGAAUCACUCAUUAGUUUUGAGCUUGAUUGUUUUAUCAGCAUUUGUUUCAGGUUUAUUGAAAACACGGUCUUUCACAUACAGUAUGUAUAGAUACAGCGUAACUGCAAAACUUUUCCAACAAAUAAAAAGUAGCCUACUGUGCUUCACAAGAUGUUAAAUGCUAUUUUAUCAUUUUAAAUGUUACAUGCCAAAUACAAAUGUUAAACGUAAAUGUAAAACACACAAAGUAUUCGAAAGCAAAUUAUGGCUAUUUCUAGACCAGCUAAUCCCAGAGGGUUCAUUUGUUAUUUC
Molecule: messenger RNA, 2556 nt
Organism: Sardina pilchardus (European sardine)
Lineage: Eukaryota; Metazoa; Chordata; Actinopteri; Clupeiformes; Clupeidae
Product: immunoglobulin gamma-1 heavy chain-like
Exons: 10
Coding region: 27-2042 (671 amino acids)
Biological process (GO): immunoglobulin mediated immune response
Cellular component (GO): blood microparticle
Molecular function (GO): antigen binding
Source: RefSeq, a predicted model, not a curated record